Neurospora crassa OR74A is the source of this 1767-nucleotide messenger RNA. RefSeq lists its product as hypothetical. The transcript is spliced from 3 exons. Bases 438 to 1529 code for a protein of 363 amino acids. The record is from RefSeq and is a predicted model, not a curated record. Gene Ontology annotation, molecular function: methyltransferase activity. NCBI's taxonomy places the organism in Eukaryota, Fungi, Ascomycota, Sordariomycetes, Sordariales, Sordariaceae.
GGAACGUACAAAAGUACCCUUCGGUGGCAGCUGUGCGAGGGGGACCCCGAGUUUCCAACCCAACUUUUUCCGAUUGUGAGACAAUGUACUAUCCCGUACUUGGGGCUGCUGAAGCUACAUUACUCGUCAGAUCUACAUCGGAUUAGUUGCGGACCAAAGGGUUUCCUAGUUAGUUCGGUCGAUAUGUAGUCGAUCUCACUAUGCAAAGAGUCUCGACCUGACGAGUCGCCCGUGGGCGGCCCGGUUGAAGAAGAUUGGACACGUCGGUGUGUGACACCACUUCCUAUGUCGGCUUAGGGUCUCGAAGCCCCUGUGAUGGGGAGCGGGGGAUCCGCGAAUCAUGAAAAAGGAUACCACGCCGCCGCAGCGACGUUGCUUCACAUGUCGGCACUUUUCCUGGUUACAUAUCUUUCUCUCAACUUUUUGUGUGUUAUCAAAUGUUCGUUGUGUUCCCGAAAAACGCUUCCCUUUCCUCCAUCAUGAGCAACCCCCCCGUGGAUGAUGCACCACCAUCAUCUGGUGGUGCUCUCCUCGGAGCUCAUUAUUGGACUCAGCAAGGGCUGCCUGCAGAAGACGACACUGAUGAUGCAGACUCAACCCUUGGUGACGAGAUCGAGAGCUCGACCGCUUCCAUUUCGUCCAGUAUUCUCAACUACCGCAAUAUCAAUGGCCGAACCUAUCACAGCCAUGCCGCCAUGGAUGAAGAAUACUGGGCCCCCAAUGACCCGAAGCAUCUCGAGGCCUUGGACAUUUUCUACCAUGCCAUCGACAUGAUGCUGGAAGGAAAGCUGCAUCAAGCGCCUCUCAGCCAAAAUAUUGAGAACGCCGUCGAUAUCGGCACGGGUUCGGGAUUGUGGGCCAUCGAUUUCGCUGACAAGUAUACCAACUGCACCGUGAUCGGCACCGACAUCUCUCCUGUGCAGCCGAGUUGGGUGCCCCCCAAUCUCCUCUUCGAAAUCGAAGAUGCCACCAGGGAAUGGACCUUUAGGGAUGAUCAUUUCGAUUACAUCCACAUGCAGUUACUCAACGGCGCUUUCGACAGCCUUACCCACAUUUAUAGUCAAGCGUUCCGGUGUUGCAAGCCCGGGGGCUGGUUCGAGCACGUUGAUGUCUCAGUCAUGGUUUCGUCUGACGACGGAUCGGUCGAGGAGAAUAGUCCGUUGGAUCAGUAUGGCAAACUGUUCGAGGCAGCUGGUAACCGAGUCAACCGCAUGUCCAGGACCGCCGAUUUUACCACAAUGGAGGAUGCCAUGAUGGAGGCAGGCUUUGAGAAUAUAACGGUCAAGAAGUUCAAGAUGCCCAUCUCGCCCUGGCCUUCAGACCAAAGGAUGAAGGAGAUUGGCCUUUAUGCCUAUGCGACCAUGACAACCGAUGUUGAGGGUAUCAUACAAUUCAUGUUCGGUAACAUCUUGGGCUGGUCACAGCAGGAAAUUAUCGUCUAUGCUGCUUAUCUGCGUCAGCAGCUCAGGAGGAGGAAUGUGCAUGGAUACUGGACCUUGAAGGUGGUUUAUGGCCAGAAGCCACAGUAGGAUGAGCAACAGAAAGCAGCGGGGAGGAGGGCCAAGAUGGGAACGAAUAGGGUGUAACGAAUAGCUAUGAUCAGAGAUGAAGAGGACAUCAAGAGAAGGCGUCUGGGAGUAGGAUCUCGGUUAAGUAGAUGUCUUUGUUGUUGAAAUAUCAAUAUGAGUGCCCGGCGAGAGCAAUCAGCUGGCGUCUAGAAUAAUCAUCCCCAAGACACAAAGAAGAGGAAUAUGGAUGAUGCUGGGA